AUUGCACCGUGGCAGUCGCGGCGGUGGCGGUGGCGGUGGCGGUGGCGGCUGCGGCGCGGACCAUGGUCCCCGGGUCGGAGGGCCCGGCCCGCGCCGGGGGCCUCGUGGCCGACGUGGUGUUUGUGAUCGAGGGCACGGCUAACUUAGGGCCCUACUUCGAGGGGCUCCGCAAGCACUACCUGCUCCCGGCCAUCGAGUAUUUUAAUGGUGGUCCUCCUGCUGAGACGGACUUCGGGGGAGACUACGGGGGGACCCAGUACAGCCUCGUCGUGUUCAACACGGUGGACUGCGCUCCCGAGUCCUACGUGCAAUGCCAUGCUCCCACCAGCAGCGCCUACGAGUUUGUCACCUGGCUCGAUGGCAUUAAGUUCAUGGGCGGCGGCGGCGAGAGCUGCAGCCUCAUCGCGGAGGGCCUCAGCACCGCCCUGCAGCUGUUCGACGACUUCAAGAAGAUGCGGGAGCAGAUUGGCCAGACACACCGUGUCUGUCUCCUUAUCUGCAACUCGCCCCCAUACUUGCUGCCCGCUGUCGAGAGCACCACGUACUCAGGGUACACGACUGAGAGUCUCGUGCAGAAGAUUGGCGAGCGGGGUAUCCACUUCUCCAUCGUGUCUCCCCGGAAGCUGCCGGCUCUGCGGCUUCUGUUCGAGAAGGCGGCGCCCCCGGCCCUGCUGGAGCCACUGCAGCCGCCGGCCGACGUGAGCCAGGACCCGCGGCACAUGGUGCUGGUGCGGGGGCUGGUGCUGCCCGUUGGGGGCGGCUCGGCUCCAGGCCCCCUGCAGCCGAAGCAGCCCGUCCCACUGCCUCCAGCUCCACCCGCGGGUGCCACCCUCUCAGCAGCCCCUCAGCAGCCUCUGCCCCCUGUCCCCCAGCAGUACCAGGUCCCCGGGAACCUGAGUGCGGCUCAGGUGGCCGCCCAGAAUGCAGUGGAGGCCGCCAAGAACCAGAAGGCUGGGCUGGGCCAGCGCUUCUCACCCAUCAACCCUCUCCAGCAGGCUGCUCCAGGAGUGGGUCCCCCCUUCGGCCAGGCCUCAGCCCCCACGCUGCCCCCAGGGCCCCCUGGUGCCCCCAAGCCGCCCCCCGCUUCCCAGCCCAGCCUGGUCUCCAGUGGGGCUCCUGGCGCAGGCCUGGCCCCUCCUGCGCAGCCCGGGGCGCCCUCCAUGGCAGGCACGGUGGCCCCAGGGGGCACGAGCGGCCCUGCCCCUGCCCAGCUGGGGGCCCCAGCCCUUGGGGGGCAGCAGUCAGUCUCCAACAAGCUCCUGGCCUGGAGCGGGGUCCUUGAGUGGCAGGAGAAACCAAAGCCUGCCUCCGUGGACGCCAACACCAAGCUGACCCGCUCACUGCCCUGCCAGGUCUACGUGAACCACGGAGAGAACCUGAAGACCGAGCAGUGGCCCCAGAAGCUGAUCAUGCAGCUCAUCCCCCAGCAGCUGCUGACCACGCUGGGCCCUUUGUUCCGGAACUCCAGGAUGGUCCAGUUCCACUUCACCAACAAGGACCUGGAGUCCCUGAAGGGCCUCUACCGCAUCAUGGGCAACGGCUUUGCGGGCUGCGUGCACUUCCCCCACACGGCCCCCUGCGAGGUGCGCGUGCUCAUGCUCCUCUACUCGUCCAAGAAGAAGAUCUUCAUGGGCCUCAUCCCCUAUGACCAGAGCGGAUUCGUCAAUGGCAUCCGCCAGGUCAUCACCAACCACAAGCAGGUCCAGCAGCAGAAGCUGGAGCAGCAGCGAGGGAUCGGGGGGCAGCAGGCGCCCCCAGGGCUGGGCCCCAUUCUGGAGGACCAGGCAAGGCCCUCGCAGAAUCUGCUCCAGCUCCGCCCGCCACAGCCCCAGCCUCAGGGCACCGUGGGGGCCUCCGGGACUGCAGGGCAGCCCCCGCCCCAAGGUGCUGCCCAGGCACCCCCAGGCGCCCCCCAAGGCCCUCCUGGAGCAGCCCCCGGCCCACCCCCUCCUGGACCCAUCCUUCGGCCCCAGAACCCUGGGGCCAACCCCCAGCUGCGGAGCCUCCUCCUCAACCCACCCCCGCCCCAGACUGGGGUGCCGCCGCCCCAGGCCUCCCUCCACCACCUGCAGCCCCCAGGGGCCUCUGCCCUGCUGCCGCCACCACACCAGGGCCUGGGGCAGCCCCAGCUGGGGCCCCCGCUCCUGCACCCGCCGCCUGCCCAGUCCUGGCCUGCACAGCUGCCCCCACGGGCUCCAAUGCCAGUGGCAAAACGAAAGCGAGAACGAGAGGGCCGCGUGUUCCGAGAGAAAUGGGAGCGAGCCUAUUUCUUUGUGGAAGUGAAGAGCAUGCCCACGUGCCUAAUAUGCAAAAAAAUUGUGUCUGUGUUGAAAGAAUACAACCUGAGGCGGCAUUACGAGUCAAAGCACAGUAAGAGCUUCGACCAGUACACGGAACAGACACGAGACGCCAUCCUCAACGAACUGAAGGAGGAGCUCAAGUGUCAGUAGGGCUUGCUUUGGAAAGCAACUAAUAGAAGCCACGCAGCUGUGACAAGCUGUCACAGAGUACCACGAGAAGAACCCCUCCCGGGCACUAAAACCUCCAAUGGCGGUGAGUUUCUAGAGGAGCAGAGCGGUGUACCCUCGGCAGAAACACGUCCAUCUGCUCGUCGAAGUCGUGCAGGCGUUCGCCUCGCUCAUUGAGGUGAAACCAGAGGAUUCACGAGUCCAGUUGCUCAAAAGAGUAGACUCCAUCGUGGCCUUUUCUGUCGCUGCUCAUGAAAUGUCACCACCCAGUUGGCUUUAUUUAUUUGCGGUGUUGAGAAUUUCGAUGGGACCGAAAAACUCUGUGAUCCCGUGCCGAGACAGGCCCAGCAUCAAGAAAUGACUCAUUUUCAUGUGUACGUUUCAAGAGAAAUGGUCAAAAUUCAUAAGCACAAUUUUGGACUGUUGUGAUAAUCCAACGACCCGUGUCACUCUGGGUCUUGCCAGGAUGCCGAGAUCCAAGGCGGCAACGUUGGGCAAGGACACGGGAGCCAGACGUUGGAUCGUUUACCGAGAACUGUUCUGAGAAAUUAAAUGGACCACAUGAGGGGCACCGUCGACACCUCCUGGCCUGUGCUUUAACCACAAGCAGCGCCACAGUGCACGCAACCCGGUAUGUUCCACAGAAGCUCCACGACCCGCUCGGUCGGGAUGGUGCGGAAGGAACCAGAACUGUCGAGAUUAAUCUACUGGGUUCAUUUCAAAUAAGGAGAGGCCUCCUCUCGGUUGCCCAGAGAAGGCCAUCCCAAGACUCUUGGUCAAGGUUACCACCCCUCUGAACACUGAAUAUUUCCCCACAAGGACACUGGCAAAGAGCUACUUGAAUGUAUGAUUGUAUCUGCUCAAUCCUAGCAAAAACCGGGACGCCAUUGGCCAGGGAGAUCUGGCCCUCUUUCCUUUGCUGAAAUUGGUUUCUGGGAAUGACAGUGAUGGCCUGCACCAUAUUCACCCAAAUUGUGUGAUUGAUGACCAGAUCCCCCAUCAGGCUGUGUGCAUUCUGACUUUAUGAAAAGGAACUGACACUGCCCAGCUUCCUUUUGUUGGUUCAUAUCAAGUGUGCAAACCCAGACCAGAAACAAUAGUCAUCACACUGCAGUGCAAUAGGUUGCCGGUUCCCUAAGGAGAUGAUAUCAGAAAGCCACAGUUCUGCAACCCUCUCAAGUACUCAUCCUGAGAACCUGUGUUUGGAAGAACCACACUUGUGAACAGCUGUUUUCUGUUAUGAAACUGAAUCACUCAAUGUUGCUUCAGGUUUUGAGGAUUCAAGGUUGAAUCGAAACUGCUUCAUGACACCACGACAUCCAACCUGACCCACACGUCUCGGUGCAGAAGGGAAGACGUCCAUCGGCCUCCUGGUCUCAAAUCAAAGGAGCAAAGAAAUACGGGAGAAAAAAUUUUAAUAAUUAAAUAUUUCUAUUUUUCAAUUUGUAUUUUUUCAGUUUUGAACCUGAGGUGUAAAGGCCAAUAUCACACAUGUUUAUACUGUUCCAUGCCUUCACCAUAGUUCAGUAAAGAUGCAAUUUGAUGGUC
Choloepus didactylus (southern two-toed sloth) is the source of this 4016-nucleotide messenger RNA. It is a transcript of the gene MED25, whose product is annotated as mediator complex subunit 25. The transcript is spliced from 18 exons. Gene Ontology annotation, cellular component: transcription regulator complex; mediator complex. The coding region runs from base 63 to 2450 and encodes 795 amino acids. The record is from RefSeq and is a predicted model, not a curated record. Gene Ontology annotation, biological process: positive regulation of transcription by RNA polymerase II. NCBI's taxonomy places the organism in Eukaryota, Metazoa, Chordata, Mammalia, Pilosa, Megalonychidae.